AACAAUCUAGGAAAGUUCUCAGCUUCUAGUGGGACCUGAACUGAAUUUAGACUGUCUGUUUGAACAGUGGGCCACCCUUAUAAAGGCAUUAAACAGGUGUCAGCCUGAUUAUUGCAAGUGGGAAAAGGUGGCCUCCCUCUAGUGGCUGGAGGACCACCAGCGCCCCCUUACACUGUGGACUUCGACUGGGAUAAAAGUACAGAAGCUUUUAUGAAAUGAAAAUAUUCUCCUGAAAUUCAUCACCAACAACCAGGAUAGACAAAGAGCAAUGUUAAACUGCUGAAAGAUGUGAAGCAAAAGCCGUCCAGAAGAAUCUUCAGAACACGCAGAAGAAAGAAGAAGAAGAAACACGCAGAAACAGUUUGCUAUGUUUAACAGACAAAUGAAGCCAUGUCCUGACAUGGAGAAACAAAAGCACUCUGUCAAGAGUUUCACUAAACAGAGUAAUCUCAAAAUUCACCAGCGCAUUCACACAGGAGAGAAACCGUAUCACUGCUCAGACUGUGGGAAGAGUUUUAGUAAACAGAGUAAUCUCAAAAACCACCAGCGCAUUCACACAGGAGAGAAACCAUAUUGCUGCUCAGACUGUGGGAAGAGAUAUACUGCACAGAGUAAUCUCAAAAUUCACCAGCGAAUUCACACAGGAGAAAAACCGUAUCACUGCUCAGACUGUGGAAAGAGUUUUAAUAAUCAGAAUGCUGUCAAACUGCAUCAGCGCAUUCACACAGGAGAGAAACCAUAUUACUGCUCAGACUGUGGGAAGAGUUUUAAUCAUCAGAGUAAUCUCAAAAUACAUCAGCGCAUUCACACAGGAGAGAAACCGUAUCACUGCUCAGACUGUGGGAAGAGUUUUACUUUACUGAGUACUCUCAAAAAACACCAGCGCAUUCACACAGGAGAGAAACCGUAUCACUGCUCAGACUGUGGGAAGAGUUUUACUUUACAGAGUACUCUCAAAAAACACCAGCGCAUUCACACAGGAGAGAAACCGAAUUACUGCUUAGACUGUGGGAAGAGUUUUACUCAACAGAGUAAUCUUCGAAAUCACCAGCGCAUUCACACAGGAGAGAAACCGUAUUACUGCUCAGACUGUGGGAAGAGUUUUACUCUACAGAGUACUCUCCAAAUACACCAGCGCAUUCACACUGGAGAGAAACCGUAUUACUGCUCAGACUGUGGGAAGAGUUUUACUCAACAGAGUACUCUCCAAAUACACCAGCGCAUUCACACUGGAGAGAAACCGUAUCACUGCUCAGACUGUGGGAAGAGUUUUACUCAACAGAGUAAACUCAAAAAACACCAGCGCAUUCACACAGGAGAGAAACCGUAUCACUGCUCAGUCUGUGGGAAGAGUUUUACUCAACAGAGUACUCUCCAAAUACACCAGCGCAUUCACACUGGAGAGAAACCGUAUCACUGCUCAGACUGUGGGAAGAGUUUUACUCAACAGAGUAAACUCAAAAAACACCAGCGCAUUCACACAGGAGAGAAAACUCCAGGGAGUUUAGGAGUUCAGUUCUGAAGAAUGGAAAAAACGUAGUCUUUAAAAUUGAGAUGUCAUAGUGAGUAGGGUUCUUAGCUGGCAACUAAAUGUUUAGGACCAAACCUUCAGAGUUUAUGAUUUUAAUGCUUUUAAUCCCCUUUCUAGUAUAUGCAGAUUUGAUUAUUUCUAUUAAUUUCUAGUAUCUGUUUUUACUCUGUGGAAGCCGUACAAAGUUCCCUGAGGUUAGCAUAGCUUAGCUUAAUACUAUUAACCACUAGGCCCAUUUGUAUGAAAGAAGAAGUGAAAACACCACCUGAGGAACUCCAGAGAGAGUGUGCUCCCAAAAGUGAGACCCAGAGCCGCAGAGAGACGACACUGGGCUUGGGUACUGCCGUGUGGACCGGAGGAGCAUCCAGACCCCGCAGAGAGGCCAACUAAAUCCUUUCCAGAGGUUAAAUAAAAUGCUCCAGCCAUAGUUCUCAUACUGAAAUCAACCCCCUCCAGGCUUGUGUAGCGCAGUAAGGUUGCAGGCUCAUUCACUCCCUCUGAUGGUGUUCUCAUUUGUCUAUGGUUCAGUCGUUCUGAUUAAAAAUCUGUUACCAUA
Messenger RNA from Astyanax mexicanus (Mexican tetra), 2087 nucleotides. RefSeq names its product zinc finger protein 239-like. NCBI's taxonomy places the organism in Eukaryota, Metazoa, Chordata, Actinopteri, Characiformes, Acestrorhamphidae. Gene Ontology annotation, molecular function: RNA polymerase II cis-regulatory region sequence-specific DNA binding; DNA-binding transcription factor activity, RNA polymerase II-specific. Gene Ontology annotation, cellular component: nucleus. Gene Ontology annotation, biological process: regulation of transcription by RNA polymerase II. The transcript has 2 exons. The record is from RefSeq and is a predicted model, not a curated record. Bases 368 to 1522 code for a protein of 384 amino acids.